UGAAAUGAAAACGCCUAAAAAUCCCACACUUGAUAAAUGCCAAAUCUACUACAUACUUUACCAUAACCUAUGACCAUUUAUAUUAUGAAUAGAAUUCACGUGUUAACGAGAUCAGUCUCGUUCUUCGUUUCUCGUAAACCUAAUGGUAACCUAUUCCAAUAUAUGGUUAUUGUUGUUGCAAAAAUAAACUAAAUAUUUUUUGAGCCAACAAAUGUUUUAUUUCAUGUUAUACAUUACAAGUGCAAUGACAAUUUUCAAAUUAACCACUCAGAAUCCGAUAAUUGUUGCCGAAACAGAAUUAUGUAGUUAUAGCAGUUCAAAGAAUGGAGAAAUAUUAAGAUUUAUUAGCGGACCCUAUGAAGCAAAACGAGAAAACACGUCAAUUUUUUUUACCCUUUGCAAAACCGAAAAAGAAACUCUUCUUUGUCCAGGAAAUUCAAUUGCUUGUCUUUCACGUGGAAAUUCCCUUGAGAUAUUAAAUUUGGGAUUUGGAUUUGAAUUAAAUGAAUGGAAAACAAGAAAAAAACCUAAAGGAACAAGUUUUGUUUCAAUUCAUGGUGAUCAGUGUAAUCCUACAAAAAAUUAUACAUUAACUGUCAAGUAUAAGUGCCACAAGUGUGCUAAGGACAUAAUUUAUAGUCUCACUAGUCCCGAAGAAUGUAGUUACGAAAUUGUAAUGGAAGAUCCACAUUUUGGACCAUGCAAGAUUAGUAUUCAUGGCCAAAUCUUUGACUUGAAAAGUCUGGAAGGAUCGCUUUCCACUCGUUUAAUGAAGGGCACCAUAUUUUAUUUAAAUUUGUGUCAAGCAAACAAAAAUUGUAUAUCAGGAGGUGAGGAAGUUUACAAUGCAUGUAAAGUGACUGGAAAUCGCUCUAUCGCCGUUUCUACAAUUGAGGAGUUUUUGCCUUUGUAUAAUGAGGAUAGAAAUAUGUUACAAUUUCGAGGUCAUAUGGAGGAGAGAGGCAGUAGAAAAAUUAUACACAGGCUAGAGGUAUCUCUUAAGUGUAGAUGGGAUAAGCAUCUGAGUGAUGAUACCAAUUUUCAUUAUCUUGGGAGGGAAGGAAAAUUUGAAUUGGAGUCAUCUUUUGGGUGUGUGGUAAAUCGAAUUUCAUGUAUAGUACGUGACAAAUUUCUUAUUUACAAUUUGACAGGCCUGUACUCAUCUAAACCUGUAAAAGACAAUAACUCUAAUACUCUCAGGGAAAUAUAUAUUAAUAUGUGCGCGUCUUUACAAUUACCCGAUUUCAAGAACUGUACCUGCACAAAAACUUACUCCCAAGUUUGUGAAAAGUUGGAACACGAUAAGUAUGUCAAUAGGGGAUCAGUGUUAAGAACAUUAGAAGUAUCUGGGGACGUCUUAAAGGCUGGAAUCGAGAGUGGAAUGCAGUGUGCGGAUGACAGUACACGCCAGUAUAGAACGUUUGUUAGCCUUUCUUGUGCAAAUAAAACAGAUAGUCCCUUAUUUGAAAAUUACAGCAAUUGCGAUACACAUUUGAGUUGGAAAACAUCAUAUGCCUGUCCACAAUUCAACGCGGCUAGCUGCUCCCAUAUUGAACCAAAAGUCUACGACUGUUACUUUAUUGUAAAUGGGUUUCAUUACGAUUUGAAGCCCUUAAUGAUCCAAAAAUCGAUUAUAAACUCCACAAAAGAAUUUUUGUUUAACAUAUGUGGUUCUCUAGUUAUUGAAGACGCUCCCUGUAUGAAAGAUGUGUCUGUUGCUGUUACAAAUUUACUAGAAUUCAACAAUAAACAUAGAACAAUGUCUUUGGGAAAACUGGCCGGGUCCAGAUUGCAAAAUGGCGAUCUCGUAUUAGAAUACAAAAUCGGUUCAUAUUGCAAAAGUGGUGUCGAUUUUACAAGCGAGAUUAGGUUCGAAUGUGGCAUUGAGGAGGAAAUGCCAUAUGUGGAGAGCCAAACAGAGUGCGAGUAUAAAUUUGUUUGGAAAACUGAAAAAGCAUGUUCCUUGAUGUCUAAUCACAAAGGCUGUAGUUUUGUGCUCAAUAAUAAAAAGUUUGAUUUUAAUGAUGGCGUCCAAAGCAAGCUCAAAAUUACUUCCAAUGGAUUGAACUACGUAUUUGAUGUGUGUCAUGAAUUCUAUGAAAUAUGUUCCAUGGCGGAUUGCUCGUAUCACCCAAUAAAAGAAAAAGUUAUCCAAGCGAUGGAGAACAGGCCUAUCAUUAAGUUAACUUUGUCAGACCAGUGUGAUUCGUCUUUCAAUGUUGUCCUUAUCGAGUUUGUUUGUGACCAAUGUAAGGAAUGCACACAGAAUGAACACAUUGAGUAUUACAAGACUGAAAAUUGUGUUUUACACGUCCAUUUUGUCACUGCUUCAUUUUGUGUAGAACAGGAUUUGCCAGCUGGAAAUCACCCUGCAUAUAUCAAUGAAGGGGCAGAUUGUGUAAUUAAUAAUCCAAUUGCAACCUACCAGUUAAGUCUGGCGGAACCCUACCUUCCUAAAUUCAUAUCAUCAAAUGGAAUUUGUCCUAGAGUGGUGUUUAACAAUUCCUUUGGUUACACCCAGCUAAUCUAUACUGAUACACUCUGCAGCUCUCCAGCAAACCAAGGGGGUGCAUAUGAGAUGAUUUUGCGAUGCAAUUCAUCAAGUGUCAAUCAUGUCGUCAAGAGAGACGUCUGUCGUACCGAAUUAAGUAGGCCCGAAUUCUGCGCAUUUUUUGAAUCAAGUAGUACAAAUUCAUCUCUUUAUAUUGGUAUUGGUAUCGGAUUGCUUAUUUUAUUAUCUGGGCUUGUGUUUGCGACUGCAAUUCUAAAAAGACGGUCUAGGUCUAGGCAACAAAGAUUUAGGAAUGUCGAGGAUAGUAUGAUUUAUGAAAAAGACACUGAACUUUAAUAACGAAUGAUGAUGAGUGACUGGUUAUACAGGGUUUUAUUUUUGACUCAAAGAUUGUAGCAAACAUUACUUAAAGGAAAUCAAAUUUUUUGGUUAAUCAUAAGAAGUGCCCCUAUAAGUGAAUCACAGUGUUAUUUGUUGUUUUUUUUUGAGUUCGCAUUUAAUCGGUAAAUUGUUCAUAACGUUUUAUUUAUUUUGUUUUCAUUUUGAAUAUUUUUUAGUUUAAUAAUUUAUUGUUUUGAAAAUGUUGAUGUGAUACCACAGUAUUAUUUUUUGUUGGCAAUGGCAGAACAUGUGUACGAUAUUAAAGACAACAAAAAAUAUUUUUUAUUAAAUAACAUUUGUCAAUUGUAAUCAUGUUCUGUUUAACGCAUUGUUAUUAAUUAUCGUUAUUAUUAUGAUUUCAAGUAAAGCAAAAAAAAAACACAAACCUGAAACCCACAGUGCCUUUAAAGUGAAAUAACUGUUUAAUUAUAAGAUUUCACUUAGUUUCAGAUAUGCAUUCCCACUAAUACUACUAUAAUGUAUAUUUCAGUUCUGUAUAUACAAUUGUAAAUUUAUUUGAAAAACAAUAAAAUAAAAAUAGAACAUAAGAGUUUGUGGUCAGUACUACCAGCAUCCUCAGGCAGGUUUCGGUUGCAUGACUUUCAAUUAAUAAGAAGUAGGUCCACUACAUCCUUCCACAUACUCAUCACUAAGGAUCAGCGGCACACCAAAAAGUUAAAGUUAAUUAUUGUGAGAAUAAUAAUAAAUAUAUAAAUAUAUUAUAGUUAGUUAUUUAAGAAAAACUAAAAAAAUAUAAAACUUAAAACACCUAAAAAAGUGUUUCUGUAAAUUUGAAAAAUUCUCUGCUAAGUCUGUAUCACCAAAUCUUUUGACAACAAAAAAACUAAAAUUGAAAACAAACUCAAUUAAAAUGUACUUAAAA
This is a messenger RNA of Cylas formicarius (sweet potato weevil), 3776 nucleotides long. RefSeq names its product cation-independent mannose-6-phosphate receptor-like. Bases 212 to 2848 code for a protein of 878 amino acids. Gene Ontology annotation, molecular function: D-mannose binding; signaling receptor activity. Gene Ontology annotation, biological process: lysosomal transport. Lineage: Eukaryota; Metazoa; Arthropoda; Insecta; Coleoptera; Brentidae. The transcript is spliced from 19 exons. The record is from RefSeq and is a predicted model, not a curated record.